AUGUUUAUUAGAAAUGUUAAAUUGAUAAAACUAGCUCCAGUGAGGCUAGCCUCGCCAUUAGUGUCUGGGUCGUCUCUUUCUAGUUCAAUUAAGAUACCCAGUAUUAGAUAUUUCACUCACCAAUCACAUUCUAAUUUUAGAUCUAGCUCAUCAUUAUUGUCAGCUUCAAUAUCACCCAAAUCUUCACCAAAAGCACCAUCCUAUGUAAAACCACCAAGACAUGACAAUGAUAGUAGUAGCAGUAGCAACAGUAGUGAAUCAUUCAUGUUGAAAUCAUUAUUUAAAACCAUUUGGCCAAAGAACAAUCUCAAUUUCAAGAUUCGUGUAAUUAUUGCAUUAUCUUUAUUAGUUGGGGCCAAAGUUUUAAAUGUACAAGUGCCGUUUUAUUUUAAACAAAUCAUUGAUACAAUGAAUAUCGAUUGGACUAAUGAGGUUGGGAUAUUUCUGACGGUUAUUGGUAGUUUAAUUUUAGCUUAUGGUGGGGCUCGUUUUGGUGCUGUGUUGUUUGGUGAAUUACGUAAUGCCAUUUUCGCUAGUGUAGCUCAACUGGCAAUUCGUCGAGUUGCUUAUAAUACUUUUGUUAAAUUAUUGAAUAUGGAUUUACAAUUUCAUUUGAGUCGACAAACUGGAGGAUUAACUCGGGCUAUUGAUAGAGGUACUAAAGGUAUCAGUUAUGUUUUAUCAGCUAUGGUGUUUCAUAUUAUCCCUAUAACAUUAGAAAUUUCUAUUGUCUGUGGGAUAUUAACCUAUAAUUAUGGUGCUUCGUUUGCUGCCAUGACAUUUGCUACCAUGUUAGCGUAUUCGAUUUUCACUAUUCAAACCACAGCUUGGAGAACUAAGUUUAGACGACAAGCUAAUAAUGCUGACAAUCAAGCAGCCAAUGUGGCAUUGGAUUCGUUGAUUAAUUAUGAAAGUGUCAAGAUUUUCAAUAAUGAAUUAUAUCAAGCAUCGAAAUAUGACAAGGCAUUGAUGAAAUAUCAACAAUCAAGUGUGAAGAUUGCUACUAGUUUGGCUUUUCUUAAUAGUGGGCAAAAUUUUAUAUUUACUCUGGCAUUGACAGCAAUGAUGUAUUUGGGAUGUCAAGGUGUUUAUACAGGCGAAUUAACUGUCGGUGAUUUGGUAUUGAUUAAUCAAUUGGUGUUCCAAUUGAGUGUCCCAUUAAAUUUCCUUGGUUCAGUUUAUCGAGAAUUGAAACAAUCUUUAUUGGAUAUGGAAAAUUUGUUCCAAUUACAGAAUCAACCAAUCAGAAUUAAAGAAAUACCAAAUGCUCCGCCCCUUAGAUUAAACAAUAACCAAUCUUUGCUGCUGCCUGGAGAAAUUAGAUUUGAGAAUGUGCUGUUUGGUUACCAUCCAGAUCGUCCAAUAUUAAACAAUGCUACUUUUACUAUCCCUGCAGGACAAAAAGUUGCCAUUGUCGGACCAUCCGGGAGUGGUAAAUCGACGAUAUUACGAUUGAUUUUCCGAUUUUAUGACAUUGAUCAAGGUCGUAUUUUAAUUGAUGGACAAGAUAUUAGUAAAGUUCUGCUAGAAUCAUUACGUAAACUAAUAGGGAUUGUUCCUCAGGAAACUCCAUUGUUUAAUGAUACCAUAUUAGAAAACAUUCGUUAUGGAAGAUUGGAUGCCAGUGAUGAAGAAAUACAUCGAGUGAUAAAUCAAGUUCAAUUAAAUAAAUUGAUUGAUGAUUUACCCGAUGGGGUUCAAACCAUUGUUGGAGAACGAGGAAUGAUGAUUUCUGGAGGUGAAAAGCAACGAUUAGCCAUGGCUAGAUUAUUAUUGAAACGAGCUCCAAUUACAUUUUUCGAUGAGGCAACAUCAGCAUUGGACACUCAUACCGAACAAGCAUUAUUGAAAACCAUUAGACUGAUAUUUAAACAACAACAUCAAACUAAUGUAAGUAUUGCUCAUCGAUUGAGAACUAUUGCUGAUGCCGAUAAGAUAAUUGUGUUGAACAAGGGGAAAGUAGUAGAGGAAGGGACUCAUUGGCAAUUAUUGAAUGAACAACCCAACUCAUUGUACGCUCAAUUAUGGAAUAUUCAAGAGAAUUUGGAUAUUGAGAAGGAAUUAUUACAAAGAGAGGAAGAAGAAAUUGAUGAAGAAGAAGCAGAGAAAUUGAAACUUAUACAUGAAAAGCAAGAAUUGGUACAAGAAGCAAAAUUGUUUAGUAGUCAAGACUCUGAAAAAAAAAAAAAAAAAGAAAGACAGUAA
This is a messenger RNA of Candida dubliniensis CD36, 2205 nucleotides long. RefSeq names its product ATP-binding cassette Fe/S cluster precursor transporter (gene ATM1). Bases 1 to 2205 code for a protein of 734 amino acids. Lineage: Eukaryota; Fungi; Ascomycota; Pichiomycetes; Serinales; Debaryomycetaceae. Gene Ontology annotation, cellular component: mitochondrial inner membrane. The record is from RefSeq and is a predicted model, not a curated record. The transcript has a single exon. Gene Ontology annotation, molecular function: ATP hydrolysis activity; ABC-type transporter activity; ATP binding. Gene Ontology annotation, biological process: transmembrane transport; intracellular iron ion homeostasis.